Messenger RNA from Notothenia coriiceps (black rockcod), 324 nucleotides. RefSeq names its product protein SOGA1-like. The coding region runs from base 1 to 324 and encodes 107 amino acids. The transcript has 3 exons. The record is from RefSeq and is a predicted model, not a curated record. Lineage: Eukaryota; Metazoa; Chordata; Actinopteri; Perciformes; Nototheniidae.
AUGUAUGGGAUUUUAUAUUUACCAUGUUUACUCUUUCCUCUUCAGCUUGAGACCAAAGCAGGCAAGGCUCUGUCCGUCACAGAUGCUCCAGAUCCUCCAGACCUGAAGUUGGCGCUGAAGAGGGAGCGUGAAGAGCACCAGCACCUCCUGGCCGACUCCUACGCAGCUGUGAUGGACCUAACCAAGCAGCUUCAGCUCGGGGAGAGGAACUGGGGCAGAGAGAAGCUGGAGCUGCUGGAGAGGCUGAGCCAGGAGAGAGCUCAGUGGGAGCAGAGGCUGCUAGAGGCCACAGCGCAGCAGGGGAAGAGGAAAGAGACACUGUGA